AUGGUUCGAAAACCGACAGACAAUAGUACAGCAACGGGCCGUCCUCGUAGACGGGCCGUUGAAGCCUGCAUAUUCUGUCGAAAACGCAAGAUCAAGUGCAAUAAUGAGCAGCCGACGUGUGCCAAUUGCAAGACUUAUGGGAAGGACUGCGUUUACGAACCCCUGUCAAUUUCCUCAAACAAUCCGCCGUCCAACUCGACUCCGGCUCGUGAUCGCGCUGAGCGUCGGCAGCGGGUCACGCCUAGGAAGCCAAAGGAAUGGGCCAAUGCCUCUUCAAGGCACACACGCCAUAGCAGAGAAGUCGAGGAAGAUCGUCAUUCCCAAUAUGUUGAUACGCCAUCGCCUUUGCUUAAUGAUGUUGGUGUUUCGUUGGGGCCAUCUGACCAAGCACAAACAGAUCAUCAAUCUGAAGCACCAGCAGAUCAAACCCCCUCUCACCGAACGGGAGUUUCUCGUAUUGUAGUCUCAGCAAACGGUGUCUCCAGUUACCAUGGCCGCACUAGUGCACUCUUUGAAGAAAACCCUCAAGAGCGAGUCUCGACAGUUGACCUACAUCCUCGAAUGCCAGAUGAAUGGAUAGAGAAAGGUCUGGUGGCCGAAGCGGCUAAGCAGCGCCAACUGGAGGACUUCAAUUACCGUGCCGGUACUCUCGAUUUUGAUGGUGUAGACCCUGAACUAGGGAUGCAUCUCCUUUCUCUCCAUUGGAAUCGCCAGCAUCACUCGUUUCUGCUGACGUAUCGACCGGCUUUCAUGAGGGAUAUGGCGUGUAAUGGGCCUUACUUCUCUAAGAUACUUCUCAACGCUAUUUAUUUUGGUGCUUCGAAGUUUAGCCCUCGUCGAGAAGUCCGGAGAGAUCCCGACGAUGUGCGUACCGCCGGCUGGGCUUUCCGUGAGCGAGUUCGUAAGCUGCUUGGUGAUGCACUUGACAGCAGUGACAUCACAACAAUUCAGGCCUUACUGGUCAUGACAAAUUCACUGUUUGCCCUCGGUGACGAAAGAAGCGCCGCCUGGCUGUAUGCAGGUCUAGCGUUCCGCAUGAUUAUCGACUUAGGUAUGCAUGUCGAUGCAUCAGGUCUGGGAAUUACAAGAAGGUUCUCUGACGAGGAUCUCGAGAUAAGACGUCGGGUAUUUUGGGGUGCAUUUGUUGUCGACAAGAUUCAGAGUCUCUAUCAAGGUCGCCCAGCGUCUUUGAAGGAGUCCGACACUCUGGUCCCAAUCAAAUUUCUCGAUACCUUUGAAGAAUUUGAGAAUUGGGCUCCUUUUGCCUAUUCUGCUCAAAACAACAACUACCCUGGUUCUCCUGCUUACAGCGUAUCGACUUUCACCUACCUGUGCCGCCUCUCAGUAGUGAUGAGCGAUAUAUUAAGCUGCAUAUAUACAGAGAGAGCUUUCGACAAGAGCCCGCAAGAGCUCUUGACGAUGCUUCAAAACCUUAGCUCGAAGCUAGCGGCAUGGAAGGAUGAUUUACCGACACAUUUGAUGUUCGAUCACAAAAGCAAUCUUAGGAUUCCACCGCCCCAUGUUCUUAGUUUACACGCUAUGUAUCAUGUUCUCACAAUUCUCUUGCACCGCCCGUUUGUCGCUGAUGGCCAUCUCUAUAAUACCUCUCGUUCCAUCUCUGUCAACUCAUUCAUUACUUGUGCUACAGCAGCCGACAAUAUAGUGGAUGUUCUCCGUGUAUAUGACCAAGUUUUCUCGGUACGGCAUGCACCAUAUUUAAUUUCGUAUGCCACCUAUGUGGCGGCGACUAUUCAUGUACGAAUAGCAGCGAAACGAAGCACUGAAUCCGGCGCUCGUGAAUGUUUAGAAACCUGCUUGUCUGUGUUUCGAGAGAAUCAGGAAACCAAUUGGGCUGUUAGAAGGGCAAAAGCUAUCGUUGAAGGGCUGAUGUCAAGACUCGGGGUCAAAUUUGCUGAGCGCGACAGCAAUAUUGCCACCAACAACAAUCCGACAUCUAAUACGAUUGAGACUGGCCUUGAUUUGGGCGAGAGAAGUCGCCCAGAGAGGAGACAAGCGGCAACACAUUUAGUAGGGUCAAACUCAAAUCCGUCUCUACCCGAAAAUGAAUCUCCCUCAAUGGGAUGGUCAGAUAUUGAUGGCAUUAUUCAAACCUUUGUACGUGGGCAAGAUUACAACGUAGGUCCGGUGGAGAUUGGACAACCAGAGCUCCCCCCUCAAGUAUUACCCCCAGCUACGGCAAACCAACAAAGCAGCGGUGACCUCACGGGUAAUGUUGGGAACCCGUCUUGGAUUCAGGGGCUGCCGGAAGGAGAAGGAGCUUCGGUCGAUGACCUGCUUUUUGGAUUCAACGGAUCCGCUCUUGAUAGUUUCUUUUAUUGA
Molecule: messenger RNA, 2340 nt
Organism: Colletotrichum truncatum
Lineage: Eukaryota; Fungi; Ascomycota; Sordariomycetes; Glomerellales; Glomerellaceae
Product: C6 transcription factor (fungal specific transcription factor)
Biological process (GO): regulation of DNA-templated transcription; DNA-templated transcription
Molecular function (GO): DNA binding; DNA-binding transcription factor activity, RNA polymerase II-specific; zinc ion binding
Source: RefSeq, a predicted model, not a curated record